AUGAAUAACCAACAAAAUAAUAAUAAUACUAUUCAUAUAUUUAAUCACCAAUAUAUUGCAUUAUAUAUAAUACAAUUUAUUAAAGAGGAUAUAGAUAGAUUAUGUUUAUUGACUAGUUGCAAGAGCUUGUAUGCAAAGUCAUCAAGUUUAAUAUUGUUUGGAGGAUUGGAUACUAUUGAUCAGAAGAAGAAGAAGAAGAAUUCAAAGAUUGAUGCAUCAAAAUUAAAUUGUACAUCAUUUCAUUUACAUUCUUUUAUUAGUUCACAUCAAUAUAUUCAGUCGACUGUGUAUCGUGUGCCAGCGGGACGACCACCUGUCAAGGACAUCAAUAGUUUUGCUACACGCAAAAACACACCUCUACCGCCACUACCCUUGGAACCUUGGAAAACAAAGGUUGUAGUGUUUAACGAUCACCAUCCUAUUGGACAUUUAAAGAUCAAUACACUGGUCAAUGUAACACACCUCUUUAUCGGCGGAGAGUACAAUGAACCAUUGACACCAAACUCGUUGCCGCCAGCACUCGUCCAUCUCGAGUUGAGCGAUCAAUUCGACUAUCCAAUCUAUCCCGGUCUUUUACCCAAUACAUUGUGUCACCUUGUAUUUGGUAAGAGAUACAACCAAGCUUUGCAAAAGGGGUCGUUGCCCGACUCGAUCACAAACCUAACAUUUGGUUUCUAUUUCAACUAUCCGUUGUUAAGUGAGGAUCUACCCAAAUCACUCAAGCAACUGUGUCUUGGUGACGGAUACCAAUGUUCAUCGGUCAAACUCACCGAGUGUGAACAUCUGCAAUCACUGUCAUUUGGGUAUUCUGGAUAUUGUAAUGCUGACCUUUGCAAUGCCAUCCCUCAUACACUUACACAUUUGGAUAUUGGAAAUAUACUCCAUUUACCAAUGGUUGUGGGUGAAGGCGGCGAUACCACUACUACUGCCAAACCAUCAUUGGCACAAUUCGAGUCACUUUGUCAUUUAGUGUUGGUAGUCCAACACAAUCAACCACCUCCUAUCCUUCCACCUAAUCUCACCCGUCUUGAAUUCCUCAUCCACCCCAAUGUACUUCCAUCAACACUUGUCCAUCUCGAGUUUGGAUCUCGAUACGAUAUCCCCUUUUACAAGGGGUUCCUCCCAACCAACCUCAAACGUCUCAUUCUUGGUCAAUCCAUUAUCAGUCUCCCUCUUUUGUCUUGGAUACCAAUGCUUCCACCAAACCUUAAAUACCUACAGUUGGAUGAAUACUUUCACAAAAACAUUGAUACUUGUCUUCUUCCUCCUUUCCUCAAGACACUCAUCAUCACUCGUUAUAUUUCAAAUCAAAAAUAUCAUUUUGAAAUUGAUUUAAAUAUUAAAAAUAAUAAUAAUAAUAGUAGUAGUAGUAUCCUCAACAUUUCAUUUAAUAAUGUCGAUCUUUUGUCACAAGCAGAUAGAGUCACCAUACCAACAAAGGAUUUAACCUUUUAUAUCAGAAGAGAUAAAGAUAAAUCAACAACACAAGACAAUUCCAAUUCUAGCCAACACCACCACAACCACAUAAUUAUUUGUUUUGUUUUUGAAUUAAAAUUUAUAAGAUUUAGAGAAAUGUCAGUCGGUCAGCCACCUGUAUCUCAUCAAGUGAUAGGGUAUCAUUUGAUCGAUGUCAUAAGAUCAGGGUAUCAUUUGAUCAGGGUAUCAUUUGAUCAUGUGAUCGGGUAUCAUUUGAUCAGGGUAUCAUGCGAUAGGUAUCAUCUGAUAGGUAUCAUUUGA
Messenger RNA from Cavenderia fasciculata, 1737 nucleotides. RefSeq lists its product as uncharacterized. The coding region runs from base 1 to 1737 and encodes 578 amino acids. The transcript has 5 exons. NCBI's taxonomy places the organism in Eukaryota, Evosea, Eumycetozoa, Acytosteliales, Cavenderiaceae. The record is from RefSeq and is a predicted model, not a curated record.